Messenger RNA from Macrobrachium nipponense, 1968 nucleotides. RefSeq lists its product as uncharacterized. The coding region runs from base 1 to 1968 and encodes 655 amino acids. NCBI's taxonomy places the organism in Eukaryota, Metazoa, Arthropoda, Malacostraca, Decapoda, Palaemonidae. Gene Ontology annotation, molecular function: nucleic acid binding. Gene Ontology annotation, biological process: DNA integration. The record is from RefSeq and is a predicted model, not a curated record. The transcript has a single exon.
AUGCAACAGACUAUUGUCAAAAAAUCAAGCUUCAUUUUUGAAAGGGUAAUGCUGCUAACUGACAGCACCAUAGUUCUGGGACAACUGCGUCAUGAGCCUUACAAGUUCAACAUGUGGACAGCCAGCCGUAUCAGUGAAAUACAAACUCUGACUGAUAUUCGUGAUUGGUACCAUGUGGACUCUGGAAACAAUGUUGCCGAUGAUGCGUCACGCGGUCUUAACCCAUCUGAAAUGGGAAAGGAUUACAGAUGGCAAAAAGGUCCAGACUUCAUGAAGAAGGACAUCAACGAAUGGCCAGUCAAACAUUCAAAUGAAGUUCAUGCGAAAAAAGAAGAUCUGGACAUAAGAAUAAAAGAUCCACGGAUGACCAUUGGAAGAUGCAAGUCACUAUGUGUCCAGAUUGAUGGUGGAACAAAUGAAGAUUAUUCAGUAAUUCUUGAUAUCCUAAAAACAUUUAACAUAACGGUCGAAAAAAAUGACAGCCUGAUGAAGAUUAAACGUCGCAUCUCUAGAAUCAUAAGAUUUAUGGAAAAUGCUUCACAAUUUUUCAGAGAUCGACUGAAGAGAACAGUGAAGACUACUCCAGUUGCCAUCAGUAGUAUGACGAAAGCAGAACGUUCGAGAUGGUUUGCUGAAAAUGAUACAUUUGUGCCUACCAAGCGUGAGUUAGUAAUAUCAAACUUUUUUCUUAUUCAACAGGCUCAGCAGUCGCUUCCGUCAGAUGUGGAACAUAAGCUAAAGUCACUGAACCCAAUACUGGACGCCGACGGUGUGUGGAGAGCACUAGGUCGUACUGGUGCUGCUCUAUCAAACCCGUCUGCGAUUAUACCAUACUCUGAACCCUUUGCAGAGAUCUUGGUGCGUAAAUGUCACCAACCGCAGCACUCUGGUGCGGAUACUACUCUUGCCCUAGUACGUGAGCAGUUCUGGAUCCUCAACGGUAAACGGUUCGUCAGCAAAGUUGUGUCGCAGUGCCCAUAUUGUCGCUUUUUACGGAAGAAGAUCGCCCAAGUAGAGAUAGCUCCUCGUAAGGUGGAACAACUCGUGCGAUCACCAGUAUUCAAGCAUGUGGUCAUUGACAUAGCUGGUCCGUUCAAUACCAUCGCAGAUCGCCGCGAGACGAGAAAUUACCAGGUAAAUUCUAGUAAAGCCUGGAUUCUGGUCAUCGUGUGUCGUGCAUCUGGUGCGGCCCACAUAGAGGUCCUUGAAGGUUAUGAUACCAACUGCUUCCUUGCAGGUUUUGAUGCUUUCACUAGAAUCCGCGGAAAACCCACGUCUGUGACUGCAGAUCUUGGUUCGCAAAUCCGUGGUGCUGCAAAUGUCAUGGAGAGCCUUUGGAACCAUACCAAGAUGGCAAAGAUUCAGACAAAUCCCGAAACAACAACCUGGCACUUCGUACCAUCUGGAGCUCAUUCGUCAGUUGGACAAGCUGAGAGGAUGAUCAGAACUGUGAAGAAUACUCUAGAAGCUGUCACUGCUUCGAGAAAACCUGAAUUUACCAAGUUGCGUUUGCAGAGACUAAUGUACAGUGUUGCUGAUAUGAUAAAUGAUAGGCCUUUAGGUGUUCAUAGAAAUAAUGUUGCCAAAUUAGACGCUGUGAGAUUACUACGUCCAAAUGACCUUAUUUUGGGUAGAUCAAACGGUGAUAUCAGUGAACUUUUAGAUUUCGAGUUGGCUAAAACACCUGAGCAAAUAGAGUACACAAAAAUACUCGCACUGAAUGAACUUUUUUUAAAUCAUUGGUGGAAAAUAUGGUAUGAUCAAAUUUUUCUUCUUCCCAGAGAAAAGUGGUCAGAUUCCAACCGGGGAGUAGAGAUAAAUGAUAUUGUAAUAAUCAGAGAUACUAAUCCCGUGCGUAACAAGUGGCAUUGGGGCGAAGUUGUUUCUGAAAACAAGUCGUCUGAUAAUAUAACACGUUCAGUAUCGGUGCGGUAUAAGUCUGAUGAAAAAUCUAAGUUUGUCACAUAA